Racocetra persica is the source of this 262-nucleotide messenger RNA. Lineage: Eukaryota; Fungi; Glomeromycota; Glomeromycetes; Diversisporales; Gigasporaceae. The record is from the annotation of a GenBank genome assembly.
AAGAACCUGUAAUUGAUGAAAUGGUAAUUGAAGAAUAUGAUGACGAAAGAAGAAACCGAUUAGUAGACAUCAGAAAUGAACACAACGAAGAACACAUACCUGAUAUUCAAAUAGCAGAUAAAGAUCUGGAAGGUUACAGGCGCAAAUUCGAUUGUAUUAAUAAAACCGUUAAAAGUGAAGUUAUGAAUAUGAAAUUUGAUGAAUUAAAUCAAAAGAAUGAAGUUAAGAUCAGAAUUAUACCUGAGGGCUCACAUAAAAAGAA